GCCCCAUCACAUGUAGGAUUUAUAUGCGUUUGUCUUUAUGAGUUUGUGUACAAGUAUAGCAUUCAUUUCAUUUUAUUGUACUCUCAUAUCUGUGGCAUUAAUAAAGGGGUUGGUGCAAGCUAGAUUUGACUCCGCAUUGAUUGUGCGUGCUGUCCCUUUGUUUCAUCGCAUCCAAACCAGCAUUAAAGACAUGUGACGUGCGGUUUGGACCCGGUGGCACCGCACAAAGGAAAUCUCCAUCUGCCGGUAAUGUGUUAAUAGCCUGUGUGUGUGUCGGGACGGGGCUUUACGCUGCGACGCACUGUGCGGUCGAUCGAUAGGAAAUUCGAUUGUGCGCGCAUCAUCAUCAUCAUCAUCACCACCACCAUCACCGCUCCUUCUCCCAGCAUCUCCUCUCCUUUCUAUCCACAUAACAGCCUCCUGUCCUGACCACCACCUCCCUUUGCCUUCGUGAUGACCUCCAUGCAGUCGAGUUGACCGGUGCCUGGUUGUUGUUGUUUUUUCUUGGCCAGCUGUGGCUGCGCUUCUCCUCUGCUGCUGUGGAGGGUAAAGGGAUAAUACCUGAGCUGCAUCGGGAUCACUGCGGAGUGUUUUCGGUCACGGCGCGUUCAUACGGCUAUCAUGGCGAAAACAGUCCCAUCAUCCAGCGUUAUAACAGGUGAAAAGAUGGCAGCACCAACCUUCACUCUACUUCCUGACAAGAGAUCUCCGACAAAUGGUCAUAGCUCUCCGGCCAGAAAUGGAAAAACUAUUGUGGAGAACUACAUGAAGACGGAUGACAGGAUGCGAUUAGCCAAAGAGAGACGUGAGGAGAGGGAGAGAAGUCUGGCGGCCAGGGAGCAGCUGAUCAGGGAGAAGGAGCACAGAGCUCGGCUACAGUACGAACGCACAGUGGAGGAGCGCUGGAGGCGGCUGGAGGAGCAGAGGCAGAAAGAAGAGCUCCGCAGAGCUGCCGUGGAGGAGAAGAGGAGGCAGCAGCUUGAGGAGGAGAGGGAGAGGCUGGAGGCCCUGAUGAAACGUUCUCUGGAGCGAAGCCUUCAGCUGGAGCAGAGGACCAAACGCUGGGGCAGAGGCUGCCCUACAGGACCAGGUGACAGUGAGAAUGUCCCACUCCCUUUCUCUGCUGCCUCCACCUUUUCCCAUGGCAUUUCCUCCCCCCUUCCUGCUGUCAGCGAAUCUGAGCCCUGCAGCCCUCACAGGUCACCUUUCUGCAACUCGCUAAACCCUGGGGAUCACAACAGAGCUGGACUUCAGGGAGGCUCCCAGUCCACUCCCAACACCCCCAAGCAUCUGCACAGAGACAGAAGAACUGCAUCUCCAGGUUGUGGAUCCCCUGUGAGAAGAUCUAAAUCCCCUGCUAAUAUCACCAAGCAUUUGGCUUCCCCUACUACCUCUAAGCUGACAUCUAAAAUGCGCAGCCAGUCUCCUAGCAAUCCACAUCAGUACCAUUACUCUCCUACAAGACAUUGUCCCGAUGUACAGACAGCAGAAGACAAGAAGGUGGAAAAACACUGCGAAGAAUCCAAAGAGGAGACCGCGGUGAAAAAGAUUACCAAAAACAACUGCGUGUAUCCAUCUUCACCAGCAAAGAAGAAUGUGGUCAACAUUGAAAUCAGUAAAAGCAGAUCACCUAAAGGUGAAACUUCUGAUAAGCAUCUCAAAGGCAACACCUCUGAAAAAAAUCGAUCCCUAGACAAGAAGGACCACAUGUAUCCUAAAGUGGAUUCCUCAGAGAAGAAGAUGCAGACGGAGGACAAGAAAAAAGAAUCAGCACCAUGCACAUCCGCGACGAAGGUGGCAGCUGGCACAAUAAAUGCGGAGGACGCUACCAGGUUGCUGACAGAGCGUAGGCGUCAGGCUCGAGCUCAGAAAGAACUGGAAGAUAAAAAACGGGAGCUUGAGAAAGAAGAAGGGCAAAGGGAAAAGCAGCUGAGCCAGCAACAGCAGGAGACAAAAGUUAUACAGGUGACGGAGAAGAAGCAAAAUGAAGAAGAUCCUCAGAGGCUGAAACAACACGAGGAAAACAAAGGAAAUAAUGAGAAACAAGAGAAAGAGCUAGAGACACAGAUGGACAAAGAGAAAGAAAAGAACAAAGUCCAGGUUCAAGAGGAUGCAGAGCGUCAGCGGCAAGACAGAGAGCUGCAGGCGCAACUGGAAGAGGAAGAGAGGCAACUAAGAAAAAAGAGAAUUGAAGAAAUCAUGAAGAGAACUAGGAAGGGUGAAGCUGAUUUAAAGAAGGAGGAGCAGAUGGAGACGAGACCAGUCUCGCCACCAGGUGAAGAAAAGCCUGUUCUAACUAAUGCUAAGGUGAUCGAGCAAACAGUCAAAAAGGUUGAGUUUGUGGUUCAAGAGCAGGUCACAGUGCAGGACAGCACGAAGGAAUGUGCCCUGGCGAAGAAGGAAGCAGCAGCACAGAUGGACAAUCAGAAGAGUUUGGUAGUUCAAAACAACACUCAUCAAGUGACACCAGUACACAAUGUUUCCGACAAGAGACCGGACACCAAACCAGUCAGCGAAGAGCAGGACAACCAACCUAAAGGCACGGAGGGCAGAGCUGAGGGGAAAGGGGUGGAAAUAAAUGUAAAUAAGCAGCAAAGAACAAACAUUAAAGCCGUAGACCAAAUAAAUAAAGAGCCGACAAAGCCGGCAGCAGAUACCAAAGUCAUCCAAAAGGGGGGCGGUGGUGGUGGUGGUGGUGGUGGUAUGAUGAAUGGAGCAGUGAAGGGUAAGGGAAGUGCCUCGCUUAGCACUCAUAUAAAGGCUGAGGUAAGCAAACAGUGUGUCUCAACAGCUGAUGGGAAGGCUAAAGGAGGGACCCAGGUGGAGGUCAUUAAAGCCUCUGUCACACCCGUGCUGGUGAAACACUUAUCCCCACCAGUCAUCAAGCUGGAGCCCCUAGAUGUGAAGGGUUCAGGGUCAUGUGAUGAGGUGCAGUCCAUGGAUGUCAGUCCAGCUUCAAAGGAGGAACUGAUUUCAAUCCCAGAGUUCUCACCAGUCAACGAAGUCCAGUACAGCAGUCUAAGCAACACCCGGGCUCUUGAAGAUUUAAUGGACCUGACAGGCAGCAUCACCUACCCUAAACUGUCCUCUGAGGGUAACAUUGGUGACUGUAACAAGAACCUCAUUGAGGGCGUAGUCAGUCCCAUGUCAGACUCAAAACACAUAGCGAUGUCACCCCAGUCCUCCAAUAAACUUAGCAUUAAGUAGUCGGUUAAUCUCUUUCUCGCUUGCCUUCUCUCUCUUCCAUCUGUCACACACACACACACGCACACACACACACACACUGUAUAUACGUUACAUGUUAAGUAUGUGCCCUUGUGUUGCUAUGUUUAUGGGAAUAGAGCCAUAGAGACUGACUUUAAAAACUGUAAACCAUGACUUGCAAUAUAAACAUAAUAUCUCCUAUAACUUAUCUAAUGACCCUGAAAAUGUGUCAUUUUGUUUAAUCUACUUGUUAUAAGACGUGUGUGUGUGUGCGUGUGCGUGUGUGUGAGAAAGAGCAUGUGGAAGAGGGUCAGGAACAGAAGGACAUGUGAGAUACUGACAAAAAAAGACAAAUAUCAGGGUUUUGAACAUUGUAAAAAUUUAGGAAAAACACAGUAUUGCUAAUGUACGUUAAGCAUCUUUCAUUUUCCCUGCACAGAUGCCUCACAGGGUCCCAGUUUAAUCCCAUCACUAAAGUAAUGAAGUCUGCACAGAGCAUUGAUGACUGCAUUUGUGGCCCUGCCUUCUCAGCGUUGCUUAAAGGCAUAACUGAAUUAGUAUUUCUUGUCCUUUCUAGGCAGUGUUAGUCUUGCAUGUGCUGAUGAUGAUUUAGCUGGAAUUGAACGAAUUUAUCUGGCAAACUAAUGUCCAGCAGAACUCUCACACUGUAGUCCUUCACCCUUCCUAACACAGCAAGGUCUCACCAUGGGAUUGUUCAUAAUUUCAUGGCACUGUAGAUGAUUUUCUUUAUUCUCUAACUGGGACGUUCUAACUGCAUGUGAGUGAGGAGGAUGACUCCAAAGCUGUCAAACUGAAUGUUACGCAGCAUCUAAAAACAUCAUCAGCUCAAAUAAUGGCACAUUACUACAUGUGUGUUACAUACUGGAGCGAAUGACGAACUUGGACUCUGCACAGUAACUGCAUUAAUACAAGCUUAUUUCCCUGGCAGGGCACCCACGUGUUAUGAAAAUACUGACAGCUGAGCAAAAGUUUUCUGAAGGUGUGCCUUGUGUAUGCAAAAGGUUUGCAUUAGAUGGGUGGAUGCAUUCAUUUACUUAUUAGACAUUCAGUAACAAAAAUUAUUUUU
Messenger RNA from Larimichthys crocea (large yellow croaker), 4291 nucleotides. It is a transcript of the gene map7d2a, whose product is annotated as MAP7 domain containing 2a. Gene Ontology annotation, biological process: microtubule cytoskeleton organization. The record is from RefSeq and is a predicted model, not a curated record. Gene Ontology annotation, cellular component: microtubule cytoskeleton. The coding region runs from base 622 to 3207 and encodes 861 amino acids. The transcript is spliced from 16 exons. Lineage: Eukaryota; Metazoa; Chordata; Actinopteri; Sciaenidae.